AUGGAUAUUGCUAUUGAGACACCAUCAAUCUCGUCAAUAUCUUCAAGAAUCAAAGCAAAAUCUAACACAAAAACAAAAUCUCGUACUUCUUCGAAUUCUCAAAAUGCAGCAUUGAGAGAUGUAACAAACAAAGAAGAAACAUCAACUGCAUUAGCCAAGCACAAAAAAAGAAAACUGCCACCAUCACCACAACAACAACAAAAACAGUCAUCACGUUUAAUAGCUAAAAGAAGUCGGCAAGACGAUUCUUCUUUUUAA
Adineta steineri is the source of this 258-nucleotide messenger RNA. The record is from the annotation of a GenBank genome assembly. NCBI's taxonomy places the organism in Eukaryota, Metazoa, Rotifera, Eurotatoria, Adinetida, Adinetidae.